CUCCGCCCCCACCGACCACUCCGACGCUGGCCCCGCCCCUCAGCGGCCGCCCCUGCCAAUGGCCCCGCCCCUCGCCGUCCGCCCGGACGCUGGCCCCGCCCCGCUCACGGCUCUGCCCGCCCCCUCCCUGCGAACUACGGGGGCGGGGCCGCGCGGUUGUCCGGGCGACGCGCAGUGUUUGAGCUUGCGGGUGUCCAGACGUCGCAUGGCGGGCCCGCUCGGGUCGGGGCCGUGCCGCUCGCAGGCUCCGCCCGAGCAGCCGCUGCGGGUGAAGGUGGUCGGACUCUUCAGGAGUCCCAGCUUUCAGAUUGCGAAGGGCGCCGCCGAGAGUCUGAAGAGUACUUAUCCAUCCAAGUUUGCGGACCCCGAAAUAGUUCCUCUUCAAGAAUUUGCAUGGGAUCAGUAUCUACAGGAGAAAAAACGGGAACUCAAGAAUGAAGUCUGGGAAUAUUCUUCCUACGUGAUGUGUUUUGUUAACGAUCAGCUCCUGGGGGACGCACUUGACCUUCAGAAAUGGGCGCGCAGUGUGUGGGAUAUAGUUGAUUUCAAGCCCCCUGCACUUUAUGAGGCACUUACUGUGGAUUUUUCUGCUAAAUUCUUAAGGGACACCAAGCAUGAUUUUGUGUUCUUGGACAUUUCUAUUGACUUCUGUCCAAUUGGAAGAUUGGUUUUUGAGCUAUACUGCGAUGCAUGUCCCAAAACAUGUAAAAAUUUCCAGAUGUUAUGCACAGGAAAAGCAGGGUUUUCGCAAAGCGGCGUCAGACUGCAUUACGCAGGCUCAGUCCUUCAUCGGGUAGUGCGGAGCGGCUGGGUACAAGGAGGGGAUGAAAACUUUUCAGUUCCUCAUAAUAAAAGGGGAGUUCUCGGAAUGGUCAACAAAGGCCGUCACAGCAACGCAUCACAAUUCUACAUCACACUGCAGCCAGCUCCCUACCUCGAUAGAAAAUAUGUGGCUUUUGGGCAGUUGAUUGAAGGAACGAAAGUUCUUCAGCAACUCGAGCUGAUUCCAACAGAGAAUGAAAGACCAACACAGCAAUGCAUAAUCAUCGACAGUGGAGAUCUUUACGCCUGAUUUUCGGGUCAUUAUUUUCUGACAAUUAUGUAUCUGAUCAGCUGUUCUUAGGUUUAAUUAAACAGUGCUCGACAAAAUAAAAGCUGCAGCUGACACAGCAGGGAGGCUCACCCAGCACCCAACACCCUCCCCACUUUCCUUUUGUGCCUCUGCCAUGCAGACCAUGACAGCAGGGCACCCAGUUUCCAGCCUCCUCUGCAGCCAGGAGGGCCAGGGGACGGUGAGGCAGGGCAGCCGGCAGUCCUGCCCCUCUCCCGCCACCUAACCUUGACCGCAGAGAGGCUGGGCCGUGAAGGAGACGCGGGAGAGCUGCAGAGGCGGCAGCGCCAACUCUCGAGUCGCUGAACGAGGGCCAGCAGCUGCCACCUAUGUCCGGACCUCUCAGUACUUGAGACAAAUAGACCCUGUUCGUUUGUGUUACUGUCAGUUUAAUAUCUUGCCACUUUAGCAGCAGUACCUAAUGGCCUCCGGAUCCUAAAACAUUUGUAACAGAAUCAUGCUGUUUGUAACUACAUUUCUGCUGUGAGAAAUUUGGUAAAUAACCAAAAGAGAAGCAAUAGCAAAAAAAAAAAUCGUGAUAUUUCAUUGUUUAUACAUAGCAUUCAGGAAAGGGUAUACAUUUUGGAUGUUUUUACAUGUCAGGAAAAGAUGCUUGUCUCUGGGCCACACCAACUCCGUGCAAAUCAACAGCUUGGGUUGGUCAUCACCAUCCAAACCUGGUGUGGUUGAUUCUCUGUGUUAUUGGGGAUCCUGCUGUAUCAGCUGCUCCUUAAUCUGAGAUCCUCAAACCCAUGUCACCUGGGGUGCCUUUUAAAGAGACUGGGGGAGCCUGUCGGCGGCUGAGUCAGUGUCUAGCAGGGUCCAGGAUUCGUGCAUUUGUCCAGCUUUCUCCCCAGGAGUUCUUGUUUUGCCAGCAGAGAGCUCGUCAUUUGCGAGUCAGCAUAGGUGUGAGCAGCUGGUCUCGGCCGCUUUGUGAAAUCAGUGAUGUGCGGAACCUGUUAAUGGUGACCUUGGCCCGCGGCUGCCAAGCUGCCGUCCCACCCAGCUCUGCUCACAGCCACUUAACUUUCCUGCUCCAGUGAUCCCUCUUUGAGCCAAUCUUCAGGAGACAGGCCCUAAUGGACUUGGGGCUUGCAAAAGGGAGGCAUAUGCUUGUUUUUUUUUUAACUUUGCAUUUUGAAAUGAUUGUAGAUUUUCUGGAAGUUGCAAAAAUAGCACAGCUCAGUCCUGUGUACCAUUCAUCCAUUAUCCUCAAUGGGAACAUCUUACAUAACGAUAGUACGAUUAUCAAAACCAGGCAAUUGACAUUGGUACAAUGUGUGUGUGUCAUUUUAUCGUGGGUAGUUUUGUGGGACCGACACCACAAGCAAGACAGAGAACCACAGAGACCCCCCGUGGGCAACCCCUUUAGAGUUAGACCCACUUCCUUGCCCCUGACCAUCUCUAACGCCUGACAACUGGCAUGUGCUUGUUUUUUUAGUGCUUUGUUGCUCUAUGUCAUACGCUUUUAUUCUAACCUCUGAGGUGAAUGGGAAAAGCAUGGUGCCUCUGUCACAU
Manis pentadactyla (Chinese pangolin) is the source of this 2629-nucleotide messenger RNA. It is a transcript of the gene PPIL6, whose product is annotated as peptidylprolyl isomerase like 6. Bases 59 to 1072 code for a protein of 337 amino acids. Gene Ontology annotation, biological process: protein peptidyl-prolyl isomerization. The record is from RefSeq and is a predicted model, not a curated record. Gene Ontology annotation, molecular function: peptidyl-prolyl cis-trans isomerase activity. Lineage: Eukaryota; Metazoa; Chordata; Mammalia; Pholidota; Manidae. The transcript is spliced from 7 exons.